AUGCAACUAAUCAAGUUAUUAUUCAAACCAAGUGCAUUGAUAACCUCAAAAUUGGGCAACAUCACUAAAUUUUCAUCAAUGGCAAUGAACGACUGCUCGACAAAACUCGAUCAUAAGAUCAAUCUAGUUGUUCCAAGUCUCGAUGAGUUGAAAUCAGUUCUUCAUGAUUCGAUGGUUAAAAACUACGAAAGCGUCAGCAUCGAUAUUGUUGAAUGUCCGAAUCUACGAGAAUCACCAUUUCGUAUGACAGGAUCUGGGAUUGGCAAUAAUCUACGAAUUGCUGAAGUUGGUGGUAUACCGAACCUAUAUCCACACGGAACUAAGAAAAUAUUCAACUUAAAGAAGGUAUGUGAAACAUGCGAACUACCAGAAGCUUUCGUAUUCGGUCCAGGAGCAGGUCCGUUCGAUGCCAUCGGACACAGUUCUGAAUUGGUUGCUGAUGCCAAUCUUAUCAAAAGCCAGUUCAAAAUAGCAAAUAAAGUAUCAUGGAUAGUGUCCAGUGCAAAUGGAUAUACGAUGUCAACGACUGACAGCACUGAUUUUGAGAUAACCGCGAACUUAGCGAUUAGUGACGGAUGUGCCAACAGAAAAAUAUGUGCAACAAAACGAAUCGGUGAACUCGGUUAUGCGGAAUCAAUUCAACGAGCGAUUGAGUCUUAUUACGGUAGAAAUCAUCAGUUGGUCUCAUUGGCUGGGCUGUUCUUGCUCCACAAAGGCGAUGUUUAUAUGCACAUUCUGCCCGAUUAUCCUGUUUCGCCGCGGAAACAAGAUGAAAAGUUCUUCAGAGAAUCAGAGAGAAAGACGACUGGUNCGUCAGUGGUACAUUCACACGAUAACGAUGGAUAUAAACUACGUGUUGAACAUACACACGGAUACAACGAAUCCAACAAAUCCGGAGGACAUUAUCACAUUGAUACAACACCUGAAAUUGCCCAAUACGAAGGCUAUUUCGCACCUGCACAUUGCAUCUAUCGCAUUGAUAAGAUUUAA
Molecule: messenger RNA, 990 nt
Organism: Anisakis simplex (herring worm)
Lineage: Eukaryota; Metazoa; Nematoda; Chromadorea; Rhabditida; Anisakidae
Source: the annotation of a GenBank genome assembly